Molecule: messenger RNA, 1434 nt
Organism: Auxenochlorella protothecoides
Lineage: Eukaryota; Viridiplantae; Chlorophyta; Trebouxiophyceae; Chlorellales; Chlorellaceae
Product: CWF19-like protein 2-like protein
Exons: 11
Coding region: 1-1434 (477 amino acids)
Biological process (GO): mRNA splicing, via spliceosome
Cellular component (GO): post-mRNA release spliceosomal complex
Source: RefSeq, a predicted model, not a curated record
AUGCUCAGGUCCGUCUCGGUCUUCCUGGGUGUCGUGCAGGAGAAGAGAGACAAGCACGAGGGAAAAGGCUCUCAUCGCGCGCGAGAGCUGAACCCCUACCUCCGAGACGGUGGCAGCGGCGUCCCGGAGGAGGGCGAACCUCCCCCGCCCAGGGCUCGAGGGGUGGCGGAUGGCGGUGCCAGCUGGCGCCUGAAGGCACUCCAGCGAGCCAAGGCCGCCGCGGCUGCAGAGGGCAAGGACUUCCGCGCCGAGGUGGCGGAGCGCUGGGGUUCUGUGGCCGAGCUCACCACAGGCCUGCAGUCGCACAGGGCUGCCCACGGAGUGCAAGGUGCUGAUGCCGUCGAGGCGCUGCCCCUGGUGGACGCGCGGGGCCGCGCCGUGCCUGGCGCCUUUGGCCGCGAGGUGGCCGGCGCCGGCGCCGUGCCGGCAGGCAAACGCCCGGCCAGGAAGCUGGAGCGGUACGAGGCGGGCCAGCGCAGCCGCUACUUCGCGGACGACGAUGCCGCAGACCUGGCCACGCUGGUCAAGCGCGCCAAGCACGGCGGGGAGGCCGACCUGGAUCGCAGCCUGGCCGCGGGCAUUGCGCGCUCCGCGCGGUACAAGGCCACCGACCUCGACCCCGACGACGAGUACGACCACGAUGCGGGGUUGGAGUUGAUGGACCGCACGCAGAGAAAGCACGGUGACGCCGCGCAGCAGGCGCAGCGCGAUAAGGCGCGGCAGGUGCGCGAAUUUGGCCGUGCGGCGCGGGGCCAGGAACGCUGCGGGCGCUGCUUCACCUCCGUGGCACGGCAGCGCCACCUGGCGCUGGCGGUGGGGCAGGGCGCCUACCUGGCGCUGCCGCCGAGGGGCCGCCUGGUGCCGGGGCACUGCCAGAUCCUGCCCAUGGAGCACGUGCCCUCCACGCGUCAAGUGGACGAGACGGUGUGGACGGAGCUGCGCAACUUCAAGAAGUGCCUCAUCCAGAUGAACAUGCAGCAGGGCAUGGAGUGCAUCUUCUUCGAGACUGCUCUGCGCCUGGGCGACCCCCGCUCCCACGCGGUUGUGGAGUGCGUGCCCAUACCCAUGGAACUUGCCGGGCGAGCGCCCAUGGUGUUCAAGAAAGCCAUUGACGAUGCCACGAGCGAGUGGGCGCAGCACCACGCCAAGCGGUUCAUCGAUACCCGGGCAAAGGGCUUGCGAGGCUCCAUCCCGGAGAACUUUGCCUACCUCCAUGUGGAAUUUGGGCUGUCGGCAGGAUUCGUGCAUGUAGUGGAUGACGAGUCCACAUUCGACGCUUCCUUGGCCCGGAGCGUGCUCAUAGGUCUGCUGGGCCUGCCCGAGGCGGACAUGCAUCGGAAGGCAAAGGCAGAGUCUCAGACGCUGCAGGAACGAUGGGCGCGCGAAUUCCGGGCAGAGUUUGAUGCCUUUGACUGGACCAAGAUGCUAGACUGA